AUGGAUAUGGGGGACAGGAAGUCAGAGGAUAACAUUCUGGCAAAGCCAAAUCCAAAAAGUAUUACAUCUCUUGCAACGCGUUACUCUCAGGAGCAAUUUGGUAAACAGUAUCAACAAACCGUGGGUCUGGACUUCUUUCUCAAGAGAGUAUGCAUUGGAGAAAACACUCAUGUUUCAUUGCAAGUCUGGGAUAUUGGAGGACAGACACUAGGAGGAAAGAUGCUUGAAAACUAUUUGUAUGGAGCUCAUGGAGUUUUAAUGGUAUAUGACAUCACAAACUACAGCAGCUUUGAGAACAUAGAAGAUUGGUUUCAGAAGCUUAAAGAUGUUCUCAAGGAUGCAGACAAGUUCCCACAUGUUGCUCUCGUGGGUAAUAAAGCUGAUUUGGAGCAUAUGAGGACAGUGAAAGCUGAGAAACAUCAAAAGUUAUGUCAAGAACACAAUCUAUCUAGCCAUUUUGUCUCUGCAAAGACGGGUGAUUCAGUGAAUUUAUGUUUCCAGAAAAUAGCUGCUGAUAUCCUAGGGAUCAAACUCACUAAAGCUGAAAUCCAAAACAACACUCGAGUUGUCAAAGCUGAAGUACUCAAAUCGAGAGAGGAGCCUGUACCAAGACCGAUGUCAUCACACACGCGGAGUUCAAUGUGUUCUGUCAUGUGACACUCAUCUAUGUAUUUAAUAAACUCUCGAGCUAUGAGAAUACAUGCAUUUUGAGAGCAAUCAAGGUCUUUGAACGUUCUUUUACGAAGAAUGAUCGGCAAUGGCUUACUGCUGUGUUACAUCCGACCAUUACAUAAGGGGCGCCCUCUUGUGAGAUGAAGUAGAAAGAUGUUGGCUUGUCGUUACUAUAUUCUCAAGAUCGGCAAGGAUACUAUCUUCAUCGUUUAUUUAUUAUUUUCUACCCAUGAUUUCAUCAGCGUUUCAAUCACUGUCUUACACGAAGGUCUUAAUUACCAAAGAGACAUGAGGAGCUUAAAGUUCAUCUCAUUUUCAUAGUAGUCAGUGAAGUGAUGUCAUACAUGAAGCUAUAUACAAGCUUGUCCACUGAGUAACUUCAAUUUCAGUGAACAGUACAUCAACCUGUUGACUACUGAAUUAUGUAAUUCCUAUUGGAUUUGGACAGGGACCGCCCACUUCCAUUAGACAAUAGGUUAACUAGUUUAAUAUGAAAUGGAUGAUGCUUUUUUUUGGAACACAUUCAUGUUGAGCCUUAUUUCAGUCAAUUGCAGAUCUUUAUGAGUCUUGGCUCAGAUAUCUCUAUGAAAUGAGAUGCUUCAAGCUACUGCAUUUUAUAUUGAUAUCAGUAUCACCUUGGAAUCCCUAAAGCUAGCUCACAAAUAAGCACUUUGUCAGUGCCAUAUUUUAGAAAAAAAAACUUGAAAGAUUUUCUCCCCUAGUUGAAGGGACUGAUAAAUCAUAUAAUUACUCUUUAUUUUUUUUCCAUUGUUUAUAUUUGAUCAUUGAUUGUAGAGGAGAAAAUAAUUGCAUUCCUGUUUUCAUGUGCCAUAUGGAUAUUUUUCACUUUGUUGUUAUUUUUGUCUCGCCUACAUAGCAGAGCGAGACUAUAGGUGCCGCUUUUCCGAUGGCGGCGUCAUCGUCAACAUUUAUAAGAACUUAACCAAAGGUUAAGUGUUUGAAAUUUCAUCAUAACUUAGAAAGUAUAUGAGCCUAGUUCCAGGGAUGUGAGAUUUCAGAUUUUUAGCUGAUUUCAGAUUUUUUGUUGUUUUGAUUUUCAGCUUAAUUUCAGCUCAUUCUGGCUUUCCUCUGUACAAAAAGAAGGGGGCUUUUUCUAUUUCAGACUUUUUCAACACUUUUCAGAUCUUUAUAUUUGUGACCACUCACACCCCUGUAGUUCAUGAAUCUUGGACACAAGAGUAAUCAAGCAUCAGUGAAUAUCUUGCUUGAGUUUCAGGUUACAUGACCAAGUUCAGAGGUCAUUUAGGGUCGAAGAACUUUGGCCAUGUUGGGAUAUUUGUUGAUUUGCCAUCAUAAGUUUUAAAAGCUUAUGGAUCUAUUUCAUGAAAUGUGGACAUAAUGAUUAUACUGAUCGUCUUGCACAAGUCUUCGGUCACACGAUCAAGAUUAAAUGUCAUUUGGGGUAAAGAAACAUAGUAUUUCAUCAUCAUAUGAAUGGUGUUUUUUGUGAAUGAUUAUUCUAUAGUCGUUUUCAAUGUCGGCACUUGCUAUAUUGAAUUGCGUAAUGCAGGCGAGACUGCCAGAGGCGCUCCACUUGUUGUUUUAUUGAAGUAUUCUAUUUUCUACAUUUCUUGAUGUCCACAUUUUCAUAUUUUAAUGUGCAAGUUGUUUCAAGGGAGAAGCUGUAGUUCCAUGUGUUAUAGCCAGGGCCUACAGACUAUCUAAAAUUAUGGGUGAUAUGAUUAUUGAAAUUUGUAUAUUUAGAUAUGUCAUUCACUCUUUUCUGUCUGAUAAGUAUUCAAUGCUUAUUAAUUCAAUUCAUCUUGUUUUUAAUACUCUUAGUAUUCAAUUUAAAACCAAAGCCAUAUACAAGUACUCCUUUUUCUGGCUCCAAAAUGUUUUUAAUGUUGUCAGCAUUCAUUCAUUUUUGGGGUAUUUUUAGGAGCAUAUUGUUAUAGUUUCAGCUGUGUGCAAUCUCGUUCUCUUUGCUUCUUUGACUGAAAUUAUGUUUGCUUGAGUACUUAAACCAACUGCAUACCUUGAAGUACUAGGAAGGACAGAAUAGGAUUCAUAUUCUGCUUAUAAAUCUGUUUUAGUACUAUUCAAUUCAUCUGUGUGUGUGUGUUAAAAGCUGAUAAGCAGAAAAUUCUAUUAUCGCUAAUGGACCAUUAUUCAAGAAUUUGUCAUUUGAAUUAACAGAAAGUUAAAUUGCAACUAUUAAGCACAUGGUUUACUAUUGCAUUAACUUAUUGAUAUGUCAAAGGUCCAAGAAAGUGAAAGACUUUCUUUCCCUAUUUAUCGUACCAUUGUACAAAAGUAUGAUCGGUAAACUUUCUUGUCAUAAAUGGUUAUAUUUUGAUUAUUUUAUCUUUAUAUUUUUCAUAACUUUAGUAUACAUGGAACCUGUUUAUUGAUUAUCUUUCUAAAUAUCUUUCUGAAAGCAACUUUGCAAGCUUACACCAUCUUAUUGAGAUCACAGACAUUUAUUGUGAACACAUAUUAUGUUUUCCUUGUAAAUCUUUGUUAAUUGCUUUUGUUCAUUGCAUAUGAAUUCUGUACACUUAAGGAGAUUAAAUACAUGUACAUGUGUGUGUUAAUCUUUUGGUGCUUUUUUGUUCAAAAAUUCCAAAUAUAUCAUAUUUUCGUAGUUGAAAUUGUUUUACAAAAAAGCUGUCACAUGGCAUGAAAAUUCAUCAUUUUAAUAUUAAUUUCAACAGGGAAAUAUGCAUUUGAGUGUGAUGAAUUGGGAACCACGGGAGCGUUUCAUCAACAUUUUUGUCUGACAAGAUGUCACAUCUGACUUUCCUUGAAUCUGAUUGGCUGAUAGUCACUGUUACUAUCAAUGGUGACUUUCAGAUAAAACAGGGCUUGUCGAAUAAAACGUCCAACACGCCCUUUCAUGAAAUGCUCCUGUGAAGUCAUUUUUUAACACAUUUGAUGGUAUUUUCUUAUUAAAAACCUGGGUGUAUGUAAAAAUUCACUUUUUAGACAACUUUUCAAUGCAAGAUUAAAAUAAUUUGUACUUGGUGAAUCAGUUAGCAAAUGGCACUCCAUAGAAGUGUGUUCUGAGUAAACGUAUGGUUAACUUGAUGCGAUGAGAAUGUGGAUUUUCAUGUAGACAAUAAUUUUGUUUUAUAUAUAUUUAUCAUACACUAAGCCAGGCUUGUAUUUUGAAGUCUGGUUUAACUUAGGCAAUGGUGUAACUCUGUUGAAUUGAUGGGAAGCCAAAAAUCUCAAAAUUGCUUUUACACUUCAUGAUUCCUAUCUCUACUUGGCAUUUUCGUCACAAUUUAAUGAUGAAGAGAAAGCAUAUUUCAGUAAUUAUUCCGAGUCAGUUAAAAAUGAUCUGAGUGUCAAAUGAGCCGACAAUGUGAACUUGUCACAAUUGGCUUUCCAUAGUUAAAUCACAAAUUUAGACCAGAGUUUAAAUAAAACCUGAGUUCAGGAUACGGGCCUCAGAAUUCAAUGCUUCUGUAAACAAUAAAAAAACUUCAUUGUGGAAGAGACUCUCAAAUUUUAAUGAAAUGUGAAACAAAGAUUGUUCUUUUGUAUAUCUGAAUCUACAUGUAUUAUCAGCGAUUUGCACGUCAAGUGCAAAAAUAAUCUCAAAUGACAAAUUUGGAGUUGUGUUAAGAGUAAUUUCUAUCCUUAGUUCAUACUAAUGGAAAUAUUAAUGCCAAAGGUCUUGGUUGUGCAUGUAUUUCUCAUUUUGGCUUCUGCAUUUCUGUAACAUGUAUCAUUGCAAAGGAUUUUUUUCUGUAUUCUUGUUGUGUAGGUGAAGAAAAGCAGAAAAAUAGCAAGUUCUGACUAGUACACGCAACAUACUCAUGUAAAUAAAUGUAUAUGAAAAUAUGCUAUUAUUAUUUGUACAUAAUAGAAAUCUUUAUGAAUUCUAACAAUGAUGUAUAGAAUUAUGAGAAUGUGAUUUUACUGAUUUGAUAAUUGUUGUAUAUGGGUUUAUAUACUUCAUAUUUUUGUGUGUUUCGAUCUAUGUACCAUAACUACUUUAUAUGUUUGAAUACAUUCUCACUUUUGUGUAAUUUUGUUUUAGCAUGUGUAUUCAUUAGACAAAGUUCCUUUCACCAUGAUAGUGUACUUAUAAUUUUCAGGGAUUCUCACUGAUUUCAUAUUUUCAAGUCUGUUUUACUGUUCUCUGCCUUUUAUUCAUCAGAAUAAAGUCUCAUGAUAGCAGAAGGAAUGUUAGGUUUUUUAAACAGUUUGAAUAUAACAGAUAUAUGGCCAACGUCCCUUAAAGGGCAAGUCCACCCCAGAAAAAUGCUGAUUUGAAUGAAUAGAGAAAAAUCAUAAUGCUGAAAAUUUCAUCAAAAUCGGAAGUAAAAUAAGAAAGUUAAUAGGACAUUUUAAAGUUUCACUUAUUUUCACAAAACAGUGAUAUGCAUAAAACAGUGAUAUGCAUAACUCAGUGACAUGCAAAGGAGACAGUCAAUGAUGUCCCUCACUCACUAUUUCUUUUUUUUAAUUGUUUGAAUUAUACAAUAUUUCAUUUUUUACAGAUUUGACAAGGGCCAAAUGGGCUGAACCAUAUAGUAUUAUAAUAAUGCUAAUUUCACAUGUUCAGGGAGGAAUUUUUCUCUGUUCUGUUUCACCCGACAAUGAGAAAAUUACAAUAUUUUAUAUAAUAAAAUACAAAAGAAAUAGUGAGUGGAUGACGUCAUCAUUCUCCUCAUAUGCAUACCAACCAAGAUGUGCAUAUAACUAUUUUGUGAAAUUAAGAAAAACUUAAAAAUGUCAUAACUUUCUUAUUUUACAACAAAUUUUGAUGAAAUUUUCAGUGUUAUGCUUGUUGGAUUUUUCUCUUUUUAUUAAAAAUCCACUAUUUGUUGGGGAGGACUUGUCCUUUAAAUUAGAUGAAGCAGUUUUUUACCAGGGCCGGUGUUCAAUUUGAUACUUAAAGCCAGAAUUUGAAGUAUUUUACUCAUUAUUCGGCUACAUCCUAACCCAUCUUUGCUAUUUAAUUAUCUUUUUUACUAAGUAUUUUGCUUGAAUCUAUGUGAGACCCAUACAUGGCUCAAGUCUGGCUAUGUGCAAUUUACACAUACAUACAUGUAGUUGUGCACACUGCACACAAAUGGAUAUGUACAUUCUGCAUUAUUUGGCUUGGACAUCAUAAAUUAUUUUACUUAAAUUUGGCUAGAUAAAUCAAAAUACCUAGAAGUGAUUUGAAAAUGAGUACAGGCAGUCUGCUUAGCCAAGUAAAACGCAAAGUUAUCACUUAGUCAAUCAUACUCUCAAUUGAAUAUGCCCUGGGGGCCGUUUCAUAAAGCUGUUUGUAAGUUAAGAGUGACUUUAAGAACGACUGGUUAGCCUUCAUGUAGUUCCUAAGAAAGGAUCACUAGUCGUUCUUAAAGUCGCUCUUACAAACAGCUUUAUGAAACGCCCACUAGGGCCCCAUUUUAAAGAAGAUCUGCAAUUUUGCCUUUCAAAUAAAAAAAUAUCUGAAUGGAUUGGAUAUUUUAAUAGCAAUGUAAUUUCUGAUGUAGAGCAAAGUAUUUUUAUACAUCAUACAAAAAUUGAUAUAUUUCAUUGUGAAGUUUGUUACAAUGAGGAUUAUCUGAUUUUGAAAAAAAAAACACUUGUUUAGUCUGGGUUUAAACUAUUUUGAUGUUCUAUGAUUAUUCCACUAUCACCUGUGCAUUUGUAAUAAAACAAACGGAAAUCGA
Molecule: messenger RNA, 6314 nt
Organism: Lytechinus pictus (painted urchin)
Lineage: Eukaryota; Metazoa; Echinodermata; Echinoidea; Temnopleuroida; Toxopneustidae
Product: ras-related protein Rab-28-like
Exons: 9
Coding region: 1-657 (218 amino acids)
Biological process (GO): regulation of exocytosis
Molecular function (GO): GTPase activity; GTP binding
Source: RefSeq, a predicted model, not a curated record